AUGGAUCCCGCCAGAGUGCUAGGCUAUCGCGACAGCUAUCUGCUUUUUCAACGCAAUCCUAUGCUGGAACGUGUACGCAUCGACGAGGACGAAAAGCAAUAUCUCAGAGACAAUGGCAUUCUUUUGCAAUACUUUCGCAAUCGCGAUGUCGCGGUUGUCACGGCCCGCUCCGUCUUCAAGUGCUUUGGUGCAAAAAUCAUUAAAAAGGGAAAACGUUGCACGGAUGAUUACUUUGAAGCGCUCGCUCGCGAAGAAGCCGACGUCGCUCGUCGAUCCCUUAUCGCUAAAACCGCCCGCUCCGAAUCUUAUAAAACCGCCUCUCCGGUCACCAGUGCCACGUGGAUGCAUCAUGCAGCCUUAGCCGUCCGAAGUUACAAUGCCCAGUUACAUGAACGCCGCAUUGACAAAGCGUCCUUUUAUGACGUGCAUACCGACAUCCAUCAGAUCCCGUCCGCCACCCAACCCCGAACGUGCACAUUCCAACCGAACGAUGAAACGCAUGAUACGUCUAGUACUGUAGCUAUUGAGUUCCAACAUCGUUCACAACAUCGACAUGGUAUUGGAUCCGACUUGUUGGAAGGAACUUAUGAUGUCGAUAAAGCGCUUGAUACACUUCCCAGCAAUAUCAAAGAGAUCGCCAUUGCCAAAUUACGGCGAGAAUCAUCCGUUGGAGUUUCCAAAGAAGAUCAAGAUGACUUGUAUCCAUUGUCAUUACUGGAUGGACAAUUUCAAGCAUCGUUUGCAGUUCACUUCAGCCGGUUCAAUCAGCCAGAACCUGUUCCUCUUCCUCCCUCUGCAGCGGUAGCCAAAGCGCAAUCGUUCUAUGCUCAGCAGUACUACUUGAAUCAAGUCUACCAGCUCGUCAAUCGUAACAUGGCCAAUUAUCUCGAUCCUACUCGGCAGUUCCAGUUUCAGCGACAAUCUUCUCCGCAGUAUCAAGCUUCUCCCCCUUUCGCUCCGCCCCCCAAUUUUUAUCCUUCGCAAUCCAUGGUACCUGCAUCAUCCCCCAUGCCCAUGAACCAAUCUACAGUAAGCUCCAUGGCUCCUUCCGUCUGCGGUUAUUUAACACCUAAAGGAUUAUCAUGCAAACGACCCGUGGCGCAUCCCGGUGAAAAAUGCCAGGUCCAUGCUCCUCUGGUAGCUGCAGCCGCAGCAGCAGCAAAAUCGCAUGUAAAGAACAAAUGCGCUGAUUGUCACCAAUUGAGUGUGCCCGAAGAACUGACGGCCAAAGAAAAUGCUCCCAUUUGCGAUGUUUUUACCAUGAUCAAAUGCACCAAAUGCACCCGAAAAUAUCAUCCUCUUUGUGCCAACCUGACCACGCCCCGACAGUUGGCCGCGGUGGAAUCCUAUCCUUGGUCAUGCCCCGAAUGUAAAAUCUGUUGUGUAUGUAAGGAUGCAGGCGAUGAGUCCACUUUAAUGAUUUGCGAUGGUUGCGAUCGAGGGUGGCACACGGGAUGUUGCAAUCCCAAAGUUGACGAUGUUCCUGAAGGAGCUUGGCUCUGUCCCUUAUGUGCUGAUUGUCAUGGCUGCGAUGAACAGGGAAGCGACGUACAAUAUCAUCAUGCUGUCGCGCCUCCAAGUGAUCGUUACAAAUAUCCUGCGUAUUUGGCCACUUACUGCAAUCGAUGCUACAACAACUUCACAGAAGAUCGAUUUUGUACAGUGUGUAUGAAACCUUAUUCUGAUGAAGAUGGCGCGGACGAAGAAGACAAUGAAAUGGUGGCUUGUGAUACCUGCGAUCACUGGAUUCACACGCGCUGCGACGAAAUAUUGACGCCCGAAAAAUAUCAAAGUCUUUGUGAUGAUGAAGAAGCCAAAUAUUCAUGCCCGUUAUGUUCCGAUAAUGUUAAGCCUUUGAUUCAAACCAGCACGGCCAUUAUGGCACUCAAGGGCUUAUCAGCGCCCAGCGGUUACUGCGUAGGCAUGAUAGGUGGAAAGGUGGAAACUCGCGGUGUCGUAAAAUAUAAAAGCAUUAAAGUGGGUGUACCAAAGAUCAAUGGUACAGGCAUUGCAGAAAUGCCGAUCCUAUAA
Radiomyces spectabilis is the source of this 2031-nucleotide messenger RNA. RefSeq names its product chromatin remodelling complex Rsc7/Swp82 subunit-domain-containing protein. Bases 1 to 2031 code for a protein of 676 amino acids. The record is from RefSeq and is a predicted model, not a curated record. The transcript has 8 exons. Lineage: Eukaryota; Fungi; Mucoromycota; Mucoromycetes; Mucorales; Radiomycetaceae.